CAAACUCGUGCUUCCGCAUUGAGAGACUCCCACGUGUUUCGUCAGUGGUUUGUUGCUGUUUAACCAGUUAGCUAAAAGCUUAUUACUAGUAUUACACUUAUUACUUAGUCAUCAGUAAGAUGAGUCCUCUGUGUGACUGCUGCGGCGAGCACAUUAAUAAACUGAAUGAGCAGAUUUCGGUGAUGAGAAAGGAAAUCAAGAACUUGAGGCAGAUGUUGGACAGUGCGGUUAGAGGUCAUCGCAAACAUCUGAUAUCCAUUCAGUCUGCUGUGUCAAAGAUGGCGCUCUGUGAACCUGAUAAAGACCAGACUGCACCACCGGCCGCAUCACCACAGGCUGCAUUAGAGCAAGGAAACAUCCAGACAGUCCCAAUUGGUUACAUCACUUCCUGUUUCUCUGUGAAGAAUGGGACACCCAGACAGCCCACCAUUUGUGGCCCCUCAAGGGCCGAACUGCGCAUCCAGCAGAGUGUCUUCAAUAACCCUGAGCAUGCUCUGGUGGGUCUGGAGCAAUACUCCCAUGUCUGGGUCAUCUUUCUCUUUCACAAAAAUGGGCACUUGAGUUACAAAGCCAAAGUGAAGCCUCCGAGGCUCAACGGUCAGAGAGUUGGUAUCUACUCGACACGCAGUCCCCACCGACCAAAUGCCUUGGGCCUAACUCUAGCUAGACUUGAUACAAUAGUAGGUGAUACGAUACAUCUGUCAAACAUUGACAUGAUCACUGGAACCCCAGUCCUGGACAUCAAACCCUACAUCCCAGAGUACGACAACCCCAUCUCCAGGAUGGGCUCAGAUGAGACAGUAGAUAUAUUUAACCCCCCAAAAGACUCUGAUGAUCAGACAGGCCUAAAAAGUGAAAGAAAUGAUGAUGAAGAUGACUUAUGUAGUUUCCGCUCAAGAGACAACUCGGAAGCUGAUAUUUCAGUUGCAGAUCCAUCUCAGUCUGUCAGCGCUCAGUUUUCGCUCCACAAAGACUCCCAGGAGGUGCUGGAGGAGGUCAAGGCCUAUGUCACCCAACAGGACCUUUGCCAGCUGAGUUGUUCAAGAGAGGAUCAAACCAAACCACCAGAUGCGACUGUGGCCCACCCUUGCGACGGAGAGGAGGCCCAUAGUGCCAUCGCUGGCUGGAUCAGAGAGCCUCCUGUUAGCAGUUUGGAGGUGCGCUUCACUCCCCAGGCUGAGAGGGAGUUAGCAGACUUCCUUCCCACACACUCGUCAGGGCCCUCUGAAAGUGACAGACCCAGGUUCAAGUUUCUUCGUAGUCCAGAGGAAGCUGCUGCCGCUAUCAGAGGGGUGCUGUCAGCAGACCCACGGUCAGUCUACAGGAGGACGCGCUGCAGAGACAGACUCUUCUUCUUCACCCUGGACACGGCUGACAUCACCUGCUGGUUUGGACAAGACUUUGCUGAGGUACUGCAGGUCCGACCUGUUGAGCAACACAUUGCUUCAAUGUGAGAACUCCUUUCAUGUUUGUUGAGAAACAAAUAAAGAGCCUGUCAAAUGUG
This is a messenger RNA of Cyclopterus lumpus (lumpfish), 1504 nucleotides long. It is a transcript of the gene trmo, whose product is annotated as tRNA methyltransferase O. The record is from RefSeq and is a predicted model, not a curated record. Lineage: Eukaryota; Metazoa; Chordata; Actinopteri; Perciformes; Cyclopteridae. Bases 120 to 1454 code for a protein of 444 amino acids. The transcript is spliced from 6 exons.